Molecule: messenger RNA, 1333 nt
Organism: Aspergillus ruber CBS 135680
Lineage: Eukaryota; Fungi; Ascomycota; Eurotiomycetes; Eurotiales; Aspergillaceae
Exons: 1
Coding region: 351-932 (193 amino acids)
Molecular function (GO): thiopurine S-methyltransferase activity
Source: RefSeq, a predicted model, not a curated record
CGCAGACAUUCGCCUAUUGUCGGUUCACGGCUAACACAGGCAACCACUGCACCUAGCACUUGGAAUGUUUGCAGCCCCAAAAGGCUGGAUGAAGUGUUCAGCUUUCAACAGCCAGACAACUGGUGAGGCGGGUGGAUCCAUGGCCUGCAUACAGCAGACUUCUUCUCAGCCGUCCCAGCCAGCCACAGCAGUGCCAACCCCGCAGCUGAGGAUUCCAAAUAAAGAGAAAUGAACAUUCAGGUCAAAUUCAAUAUAAAAGGCCCCAGAAGCCCCAAUCAUUUUUUGAAUUGAAUCCAUUGGACUUGAAUCACGGCGAAUGAAAAAAAGAAAGGAAACAUUUCGAAUCCAACAUGACAACCACCAUCACCAACGCCGCCGCCGCCACAUCCGUUGUCCCCCAAUUUCUCGCCCAGUACGGGAAAGAUGCCUAUACUAAGGGCUGGGCAGACCUCUGGGAGCGAGGCGGCAACUAUGUGGACUGGGACAUGGGAUGCUCAAACCCAGCACUCGAAGACACCCUCCUCCAGCAUCGGUCCAUCCUUGGGGGUCCAAUAACCUUAGACGAGCACGGACGGCGAUACCGAAAGAAAGCUCUUGUACCCGGAUGCGGCAGUGGCCUUGAUGUCCUUCUCCUCGCCAGCUUCGGAUACGAUGCGUAUGGUCUGGAAUACAGUCAUUCGGCAGUGCAGACGUGCAAAGCGGAGGAGAGCAGAAGCAACGCGCGGGAUGAUUACCCAGUCCGAGAUGAGAAGAUUGGUCGGGGGAAUGUCACUUUCGUGCAGGGCGACUUCUUCGAUGAUGCAUGGCUAGAAGAGCUAGGGCUUGGACGGGGAGAAUAUGACGUGAUUUAUGACCACUCGGUAGGUUUCCAUCGGCUCCGCUCCCCAUUCUUGGUCGGCCACUCAUUCAGGCGUAGUUCUUCUGCGCACUAAACCCAUCCAUCCGUCCUCAAUGGGGUCAACGUAAAGCACAACUCCUCGCUCCAACCGGUCGUCUCAUCUGUCUCGAAUACCCUCGACAUCUAGAUCCUUCGGAAAUGGGACCGCCGUACGUGGCACUAUCGGAAGAUUACCUUGAGCAUCUCACUCAGCCCGGCCUUCAACGUGUGGUAUAUUGGAAGCCUGAUCGGACACAUGCGAAUGGAUUUGACGCGCAGGGUGUUAUUCAAGAUCGGGUUUCGAUUUGGUGUUGGUGAGAAUGGAGCAAGAUUUUCGCGGACAUCAAUGCUUUCGCCCAAAUAUUUGUUUCUUGGUAGCGGUCCCUGAGCUGUAUAUAUUUUCUGCAUCAUUAGCUUCGCUCAUAUACUAUUCCAUUGAAUUUACAUUGAUAAGCA